AGCCGGGCAAUUCUCCCGCGGGGAGCUGUUGGAGAAGUGGCGGGAGCGGCAGCUAUGGAAGCGCAGGAGGAGAAGGAAGCGCAGGAGGAGAAGGAAGCGCAGGUUGCUGCCUGGUUGAAAAAGGUAUUUGGCGAUCAUCCCAUUCCACAAUAUGAGGUGAAUCCACGGACCACAGAGAUUUUACAUCACCUCUCGGAACGCAACAGGGUCCGGGACAGGGAUGUCCACCUGGUAAUAGAGGACUGGAAACAGAAAGCAAGUGAAUAUGAAUCAGAAGCCAAGCAUCUUCAAGACCUUCUCAUGGAGAGUGUGAAUUUUUCCCCUGCCAAUCUCUCCAGCACGGCGUCUAGGUAUCUGAAUGCUUUGGUUGACACUGCCAUGGCCCUUGAAACAAAGGAUACCUCACUAGCUAGUUUUCUCCCUGCAGUGAAUGAUUUGACCUCUGAUCUUUUUCGUACCAAAUCCAAAAAUGAAGAAAUCAAGCUUGAAUUGGCAAAACUUGAAAAAAAUUUAACUGCAAGUUUAGUAUUAGAAAAAUGUCUAAGAGAUGAUCUCAAGAAGGCAGAACUGCAUCUGUCUACGGAAAGGGCCAAAGUUGACCAUCGCCUUCAGAACACGGACUUCCUAAAAGCAAAGUCAGAGGAGUUCAGAUUUGGAAUCAAAACGGCAGAGGAGAAACUUUUAGCCAGAGGCAUGGAUGCUUCUUUGUCACAUCAGUCACUAGUAGCACUUUCAGAGAAACUGGCAGAACUGAAACAACAGACUAUACCCUUGAAGAAAAAAUUGGAGUCCUAUUUAGAUUUAAUGCCGAAUCCAUCUCUUGCUCAGGUGAAAAUUGAAGAAGCAAAACGAGAAUUAGAUACCAUUGAAGCUGAACUUACAAAGAAAGUAGAAAUGAUGGAACUGUGAACAAGCCAAGUAAACUUUGUCUUCUCUAACAAAGUAAAUUAAAUAGGACUUUAAAGAAUUGAUUCCUCGCCAUGGCUGGUGUGGCUCAGCUGGGCAUUGUCCCGCAAACUGAAAGGUCUCCUGUUUGAAUCCCAGUCAGGGCAUAUACAUGGAUUGCUGAUUCGGUCCUGGAUUGGAGUGUGUACGAAAGGCAACUGAUGUUUUUCUCUCACAUCGAUGUUUCUCUCCCUCUCUUUCUUCCUUCCCCACUCUCUCAUUUUUUUUUUCUUUAAGUAUUGUUUCCUCUUGGCAUUCCUUAAUUAUUUACUC
Pteronotus mesoamericanus is the source of this 1218-nucleotide messenger RNA. RefSeq names its product HAUS augmin like complex subunit 1 (gene HAUS1). The coding region runs from base 55 to 909 and encodes 284 amino acids. The record is from RefSeq and is a predicted model, not a curated record. Gene Ontology annotation, biological process: spindle assembly; centrosome cycle. Gene Ontology annotation, cellular component: HAUS complex; cytosol. The transcript is spliced from 9 exons. NCBI's taxonomy places the organism in Eukaryota, Metazoa, Chordata, Mammalia, Chiroptera, Mormoopidae.